Molecule: messenger RNA, 1482 nt
Organism: Asterias rubens (European starfish)
Lineage: Eukaryota; Metazoa; Echinodermata; Asteroidea; Forcipulatida; Asteriidae
Product: one cut domain family member 2-like
Exons: 1
Coding region: 298-1482 (394 amino acids)
Biological process (GO): regulation of transcription by RNA polymerase II
Cellular component (GO): nucleus
Molecular function (GO): DNA-binding transcription factor activity, RNA polymerase II-specific; RNA polymerase II cis-regulatory region sequence-specific DNA binding
Source: RefSeq, a predicted model, not a curated record
AGGCAAUGCAUCAUAUAGUAGUUUUGUCUCCAUGCGUUCUCACCCGGUGUAAUCAAGCUUGCUUCUGCAGUCCCAUUUCCGAUUGGUUUUUUUCUUUGGCCCUACCUAUGGUUGGAGUCGUACAUUCUACUUGUGUGUUUCUAUGCGCUGUUGUAUACUAGUGUUACGUACGGGUUUUGCUGUGUGGAGCUUUGCUGAUCAUCACCGUGCGUUUGACGCGGUAUCUGUGGGUGAUUUUUCUUAAACCCGGCCCCCGUGUAUUGUGCUUUAUUCACGGCUGUGGGCAGAGGCGUUGUAAUGCUGUCGAGCGAGCUAGCAGCCACAUUGGAUAGCGGAUUGGGCGACGGUGGACAUUCGGAUUCCAGCCCGUCCACUGCCUACUCAUCAUCAGCCGCGAUUACCUGCGAUUUCUUUAGCCCGGUUGAACUUGCCAAGACUUCAAGGAACUCUGGCAUCGGGCUUGGAGCCUCAUUAGCCAGUAUGUUGGAGCCAGAUUUCCGCAGUGUUGCCGACUACAGCAUGGGUGCUCUCAACAUGAACGGGUACCACCAGCAGUCAGUUGCAACUAGCUCAAAUAACUUCACCACUCUAACCCCUCUCCAACCACUUCCGCCCAUCUCGACUGUGUCGGAUAAAUUCAGACAUGAAGCCUCGAAUAUGAGUGGGAGUUUCACUUUGAUGAAUGGGUCAAAUCUUCACGGGAUGUCGUCGAAUCCUUAUGAUAAACUUGGCAGUAUGAACAUGGGACAUUCCUCUAUGGUUGCCCACAGUGGCAUGGGACACAAUUCCGUUUUAAACGGCUACGGUCAUCACCAAUCAAUGGGUGGGUAUGGCUCGCCACACCACGGAACUAUGUCAUGUACACCCCAAGAUGCAAGAUAUGCAUCCCCUAUGAACGGCUAUGAACAAUUCACACAUCAUGCCAGCUCUCCACACCAUAUGAGAGCACUACAACCCCCUUCACACCAUCACCAAAGAUCGGGUUUAACAAGCCCCAUGGUGUUGAACGGUUACACCGGCAUGACCGGUCAUACACACCCGAGCCCGAACUCCGUGCGGUCUGGCGAGCGUGGCUCGCUAAACUCCAACCGGGUGGACACAGCAAACAACGGCGAAGAAGUGAACACGAAAGAAGUCGCCGGACGAGUCACGAGUGAGUUGAAAAGAUACAGUAUUCCACAAGCCGUUUUUGCACAGAGAGUGUUAUGCCGGAGUCAAGGAACACUGAGCGACCUCCUUCGGAAUCCUAAACCGUGGAGUAAGCUCAAAUCCGGGCGAGAGACUUUCAGACGGAUGUGGAAAUGGCUUCAAGAACCGGAGUUCCAAAGAAUGUCUGCGUUGAGACUUGCAGGUAAGAACUUAAUCACUAAAUCCCCCAAAUUUCAUCAAAGUUGUUCAGUACCCAUUGAUAAGUAUCCCAUGUGUGGGAAUCCAAACCGUAUUAAAAGUACUAUGCACGUCUUAAACUCUUCUUUGCUUUGA